AUGUCUCGCACGUCCGACGCCAAAGCCGACCUCCCAGAUCUGAACGAAGUCUACAAGCUCUACGAAGAUGAUCACCUAGAGGAUUUCAUCGAGGCUGCCGACAUACUACUUGAGCAAGAUGCCUGUCUAAGCCGUUGCGAUACCAUCCAGCUCCUUAUCUUCGCUAGCAAUAGCGUUGAAGAACCUCGAGACACUCUCGACUACUUCCAGCGCGCCGAAGAAGAAUUGAGAUUCUGGCAAGUCAAUCAUGCGCGAAAGGACAUUCCUACCAUCGAGAUUCUCGGCGAGAAAGUCAAAGCUUUGGAAGAUGUUGUGAAGAAAGACCGUAUAGAACGGGAGAAGGCCCAGCAAGAUGCAGAGGACGAGAAGUUCGAGGCUUCGGGACACGGCCUACAAAAUCCAGGUCUCAUGCAGGACAGAGUCGCCAACAUGGAAGAGGAUGAAAACGAACCGGAUACGAACGAGGGACCAGCAGCAGGAGACAUGCAAUCUGAGAAUCUGGUAUUCCGGCCAAAGAAGAAGCCGUCCAAGUUCCAGACCAAUCUGAGAAGAAAGUCCUUGAAGUCGCAGAAGAGCCUCUCGGGGCUUUCCAAGAAAGAACCAGAGCCGGAGCACGGCGAGAAGAACGGGAAGAAGAGUGAGGGUCUACGUUGA
Messenger RNA from Zasmidium cellare ATCC 36951, 654 nucleotides. RefSeq lists its product as uncharacterized. The coding region runs from base 1 to 654 and encodes 217 amino acids. NCBI's taxonomy places the organism in Eukaryota, Fungi, Ascomycota, Dothideomycetes, Mycosphaerellales, Mycosphaerellaceae. The transcript is spliced from 4 exons. The record is from RefSeq and is a predicted model, not a curated record.